AUGAGCCAGGCUCUGGAGAAUGAGCGGGCCACUGGUCCUGCCUUCAGGGAGAUCCCAUUCAUCCUGAGGAACAGUGUUGAGUCAGGUGGCCCAUAUCACCAAAGCCAAGUACCAGGUGCUGCAGGAGCCCCUCAAGGAGCGAUACUCCACGAGUUCGGGGUCACAGUCAUUGCUAUAACUGUAACUUCACAGACAACCAUCCGAGCAAUUUUGUUUCUAUCUUCAAAUGGCUUCCCCCUCUUUAUUAAAAAAAGCGCAAGGCCUGCCAAAAUUCAGAGUAUUUUAAUUAUGAAAGGUCAAGAACAGCCUAAACAAGAGGCCACAAAAGAAAGAAUAUUCCUGUUGUCCCCACUGGAAGAGAGCGAGAUCACCAGGACCAGAGUCCUGGAGAAAGGUCGGGGGGCGGAGGAGCACUGGUUUCAGGCCUGUGGGCCCCGGCUGCGCAGGUGGAGUCUGGAGCGAGGCGAGGGGACGCUGGCCCCGGUUACCUGCGGCGAAGUGCAGCGGGGUGGAUUUCCUGCCCGCCGUGUCGCGGCUGUUCACCUUCUCAGGCGUCACCAGCCUCUUGACUCGUUCCACGUCUCCGUUGCGGCACGCCUCGAACAGCUCUCGGGCGGCCGGCUCCAUGGCCUCGGCCGCCGCGCUCGCGCAGGCCGCUCCCCCGCCGGCACAGCGGCGACCCGACAUGAUCCUGGCCGCCGCCACAGCCAGCAGCAGCGCCAGCAACGGCAGCAGGAGCCCGGGCCCCGCGAGCAGGAGGGCGAGGCCCCCCGGAGAAGACGCGCUCAGGGCCCGGACCGCUCUGCUCCCUGCUGUCACCGGAUCCGGCGCAGUCCCAUGGCCGCGCCCACGCGCGACCCUCGCUCGGCUCCCUGCCCCCCGGCUGCCUCGCGGCGGCGGCGGAGGCAGCACGAAUUCGCCGUGCGAGUCCCGAAACGACGCAGCGGCGGAAGCUGGCAAGGCCCCUCCUGCCAGCUCCGCCGAGCCCUGGGAGCACGUGACGUCGUCCCGCGCAUGCGCAGUGGCCGGGCACCGGCCGGGCAGGUUUCGGCUAGCGGGGCGGCGCGAAGGGUUUGUGGGAAAUGUGAGGCGAGAGGCGUCGGCGGCGGCGGGAGAAGGGGCUUCGUCCCACCGCCAUCUUUGCUGAGAAUAACAGAUAGUCCUCAUACUGUCUCCAGAAUUGGUGGGUACUUGGUCUCACUGACUUCAAGAAUGAAGCUGCAGACCCUUGCGGGAAUUGAACAGCUUGGACUUGGAGACAGUGAGUUAAAACAGAAAUAAGAAGGCGGCAGAAAAAGACUAUACCAGAUUGAAAUGUGUUGGAUAUUCAUAUCCACCCAGCACCUCAGAAUGUGGCCAUGGAGGAUGGAGACAGAGAUUGGAGUGACGCAUCUUCAAGCCUAGGAACACUAAGGAUUGCUGGUAAACACCAGAAGCUGGAAGAGGCAAGAAAGUGUCCUUUCCUAGAGCCUUCAGAGAGAGCGCGGCCCUGCCAACACCUUGAUUAUACGCUUCAAGCUUCUAGAAUUGUGAGAGAAUAAAUUUCUGUUGUUAUAAGCCA
Molecule: messenger RNA, 1561 nt
Organism: Symphalangus syndactylus (siamang)
Lineage: Eukaryota; Metazoa; Chordata; Mammalia; Primates; Hylobatidae
Product: serine/arginine repetitive matrix protein 3-like
Source: RefSeq, a predicted model, not a curated record